CUCUCUCAAAGAAUCGGAGAUUGUCACGAUGAGAUUCAUCAGCAGCUCCGUGUUUGCCCUCGGGCUUGUUGCGCCUGCACUGGCGUAUCCACGCCCUGAAGUUGUAAAACGCGGUUCACCCAACCCUACGCGGGCGGCAGCGGUCAAGGCCGCAUUCCAGACGUCAUGGAACGCAUAUCGUCAAUUUGCUUUCCCUCAUGACGAUCUCCACCCCGUUAGCAAUGGCUUUGAUGAUGAGAGGAACGGCUGGGGCUCAUCGGCGAUCGAUGGCCUGGACACGGCGAUUCUCAUGGGAGCGAGUGAUAUUGUCAAUACCAUUUUGCAGCGUGUGCCUCAGAUCAACUUCACCACUACUGCUGUUGCCAACCAAGGCAUCUCUGUGUUUGAGACCAACAUCCGAUAUAUCGGUGGCUUGCUGUCCAGUUAUGACCUACUGAAAGGCCCUUUUAGCUCCUUGGUGACAAACCAGACUCUGGUAAACAAUCUUCUGAGCCAGGCCCAAACACUGGCCAAUGGGCUCAAGGUGGCGUUCAACACCACAAGUGGUGUUCCAGACCCUACCGUCUACUUUAAUCCCACGUACCGGAGGAGUGGUGCCUCAAGUAACAACAUUGCCGAGAUUGGAACCUUGGUACUUGAGUGGACGCGCCUGAGCGACCUCACAGGAAACCCACUGUAUGCCCAGCUUGCGCAAAAGGGCGAGUCGUAUCUCCUCAACCCAACAGGAAGUCCAGAGGCAUGGCCUGGCUUGGUGGGAACGUUUGUCAGCACGAGCAGCGGUGCCUUCCAGGACAGCAAUGGCAGUUGGUCUGCUCUCUCGGACAGCUUCUACGAGUAUCUGAUCAAGAUGUACUUGUAUGAUCCGGUUGCGUUUGCAAACUACAAGGACCGCUGGGUUCUUGCUGCCGACUCGACCAUUGCGCAUCUCGCCUCUCACCCAACAACCCGUAAAGAUCUGACCUUUUUGUCGGCGUAUUCUGGACAAUCAACGUCACCAAAUUCGGGACACUUGGCCAGUUUUGCCGGCGGCAACUUCAUCUUGGGAGGCAUUCUCCUGGGCCAGCAAAAGUACAUUGACUUUGGCAUCCAGCUUACCAACUCGUACUAUGCCACAUAUAACCAGACUGCUUCUGGAAUUGGCCCCGAAGGCUUCGCGUGGGUGGACAGUGUCACAGGCGCCGGUGGCUCGCCUCCCUCAUCCCAGUCCUCGUUCUACUCAAAGGCUGGAUUCUGGGUGUCGGCAGGGUAUUACAUCCUAAGGCCCGAGACCCUGGAGAGCUUGUACUACGCCUACCGUGUCACAGGCGAUUCCAAGUACCAGGACUGGGCGUGGGCGGCUUUCAGUGCCAUCACCAAGGUAUGCCGCGCCGGCAGUGCGUACUCGUCCAUCAACGACGUGACACAGGCCAAUGGCGGAGGGGCUUCCGACGACAUGGAGAGCUUCUGGUUUGCCGAGGCGCUGAAGUACGCUUACCUGAUCUUUGCCGAGGAGUCGGAUGUGCAGCUGAAUCCCAAUGGCGGAAACAAGUUUGUGUUCAACACCGAGGCUCACCCCUUUAGCAUCCGUAAGUGAGGUUCUCGUCUUUGAGUAGAAAAGAUGCCUUUUGGAUAUAUAUACGGGAGGGUUACUGUGGAUAUGUGAAUAUGAAUAAAUCUACCAAAUAUGAAUUGCUAGAAAUAGACUAUUCGUUUGAAGCAC
Molecule: messenger RNA, 1699 nt
Organism: Trichoderma virens Gv29-8
Lineage: Eukaryota; Fungi; Ascomycota; Sordariomycetes; Hypocreales; Hypocreaceae
Product: glycoside hydrolase family 47 protein
Exons: 4
Coding region: 29-1573 (514 amino acids)
Biological process (GO): N-glycan processing; carbohydrate metabolic process
Cellular component (GO): endoplasmic reticulum; Golgi membrane
Molecular function (GO): mannosyl-oligosaccharide 1,2-alpha-mannosidase activity; calcium ion binding
Source: RefSeq, a predicted model, not a curated record